Messenger RNA from Oenanthe melanoleuca, 2365 nucleotides. RefSeq names its product lunapark, ER junction formation factor (gene LNPK). The transcript is spliced from 14 exons. The record is from RefSeq and is a predicted model, not a curated record. NCBI's taxonomy places the organism in Eukaryota, Metazoa, Chordata, Aves, Passeriformes, Muscicapidae. Gene Ontology annotation, biological process: endoplasmic reticulum tubular network organization. Gene Ontology annotation, cellular component: endoplasmic reticulum tubular network. The coding region runs from base 350 to 1606 and encodes 418 amino acids.
CCUCCGCGCUGGGACAGCGGCGCGGGGCGCUGGGAGGGGGCGCCCGGCGCUCCCCGUAACAGCGCUCAGCCUAGGACACAUUGCAGCUAUCUUACCUGUGUAUUACAUCAGUGAUAAUGUGUGUGGAAAGGAGUCCAACUGCACUACUGCUUAGUCAGUGAAAUGCACAGCUCUGUGCUAGAGUGCAGUCUUCAGAAGGGAAGAGUCCUGUGCAAUAAGUUUUUUGGUUAGAGCAUGGGAAGGAAGCAAUUUGCGGACUGUCUCUUGCCGUGAAUAGUAGGAUAUUAGUGGUAGCUGUGAAUUGUCAUAGAAGAUUGAUAGCUCUGCCAACAUUUGUCCACAAUAGAAGAUGGGUGGAUUAAUUUCAAGAUGGAGGCAGGCAAAGCCUUCCACUGUAGAAGUAUUAGAAAAAUUAGAUAAGGAAAUACAGACAUUAGAAGAAUUUAGAGAAAAAAAUCAGAGGCUGCAGAAACUAUGGGUUGGAAGGCUUCUUCUGUACUCCUCAGUUGUUUAUCUUAUUACUUGCUUAAUUGUAUAUUUGUGGUGUCUUCCUGAUGAAUGGACAGCAAGGCUGACAAUGACACUUCCAUUUUUUGCAUUUCCAUUGAUAAUCUGGUGCAUAAGAACACUGCUCAUUUUUUUCUUUUCCAAACGGACGGAAAGGAAUAAUGAUGCACUGGAAGACUUAAAAUCCCAAAAGAAAAAAAUACUUGAGGAAGUAAUGGAAAAAGAAACCUACAAGACUGCUAAACUAAUCCUUGAAAGGUUUGAUCCAGCAUCAAGUGCAAAGGAGACUGAACUACCAUCUGCUGGAACAUCUGCAACCCCAAGACCUGGACAAGAAGUUCGUCAGAGGACUGCAGCUCAAAGAAAUGCUUCUGUGCCCUCACCUGCAACUCCUAAGCCAGGCUCUCCAAAGUCCCCAGUUCCAGCAUCUCCUAAUCUGCAGAGAGAGGCUCCGGCUCUGAGCGGGCUCCCGGAAAGAGCGGCGGUGCCAUCCUUGCAAUCAAAUGUUUUACCACGACGCCCUGGAUCCCCUGCUACUUCAGUGCCUGGAAUGGGUCUUCAUCCUCCAGGCCCUCCUUUGGCAAGACCUGUUCUUCCUCGAGAAAGAGGAGUUGUGGAUAGAGUUAUUGAAUAUUUGGUUGGUGAUGGUCCUCAGAACAGGUAUGCUCUUAUAUGUCAGCAAUGCUUUUCUCACAAUGGUAUGGCAUUGAAGGAGGAGUUUGAAUACGUAGCAUUUAGGUGUGCCUACUGCUUCUUCCUGAAUCCUGCAAGAAAAACUAGACCUCAAGCUCCACGACUUCCAGACUUCAGUUUUGAAAAAAAGCAAUCUACAGAAUUGCGUUCUGAACCUGAGCCUCUAGAACCUAGAGAGAGAGAGCCCCAGGAGCCUCAACAGACAAAAGAAUCUGAAGAUGAUGCGGACCAGCUCGUUGAGACAAAUGACACAGAUGAUAAAGCACCAAGUUCUGAGCAUCUAAAUGAUAAGCUAGCUGAAGAAGCUGAAAAAGAAGAAGCAGAAAACAUUUCAGCAACUGAAGAGGCUACUUCAGAGUCUACUUCAGCUGAACAAAGUGAAGAACCUUUAAUAAAAGCAGAAUAAAAUACUUCAAGUGCCUUCUGUAGCUAGUUUUUAGCUUUGUUCAUGCCUGUUGUUACUAUUCAGGUGAGCUUUUUUUUAAUGGUACAACUUAAAAAUCUUGCUUGGGCUUAAACUGCCUCAACUGCCACGGUGUGUCAAAGCUAUAUGUAAAAGUGGGUGUUGUAAAUUAAGCAUGUCUGAGUUAACACAUAGAAUGUGUAGUUGGUUGAAGUCUAACAGUUGUAGCCCUUGUUUAGUUUGCGUAUUUAAAAACUUAAAAGUACAAGCUUUACUAAGGGUGACCUACAGUUUGACAUCUCUUUAGCUGUCACACAUAAAGAGCAAUUCCUGAUGGCAUCUGACCUAGUAAGUUUGGUCUAGUGAACUUAAGAUGCUUUCUAAUGCUGCCCUGUUAAAAUGGAUUGAGUACAUGUUUAAUACACAGAUGUUUACAAGCUAAAGUGUCAUCACAUUUGACUUAAGCAUAUGGAAGUGUCAUUGCAGUGGUGUUAAUAUCAUUUGUUGUCUAACUUUUGGACAGAAUUCAGUUAUAUGGCACUUGGAUAAAUGGCAUCUCCUUUGGUGUUUGCUUUGCAGAUGAACCAGAGGCACCUACAUGCAAAACUGUUUUGUGUUUACAUAAAAUAUAAGAAGUCUCUGCACUUGAUUGUACUUGAAUACAAAGCACUAUUUAUACCUGUACAAUAAUGACAAGAUAUAAGUGAAUUUUGUGCCUUUGUGUAUUUUGUUAAAGGAAAAUAAAGACAUCUAGCAGCAAUA